Asterias rubens (European starfish) is the source of this 1070-nucleotide messenger RNA. RefSeq lists its product as uncharacterized. NCBI's taxonomy places the organism in Eukaryota, Metazoa, Echinodermata, Asteroidea, Forcipulatida, Asteriidae. The record is from RefSeq and is a predicted model, not a curated record. The coding region runs from base 324 to 716 and encodes 130 amino acids. The transcript has 5 exons.
GUCAUACCACGGUGGGUCAGUGUUCAAGUCUGCACACGUGAGACGAAUCUCUCAGUUAUACAACGCUGUCAUCCAAAGAUGUGAUGAAUAUUUUACUCUUCUCCAUUUCUUGGUGAACUCUACAUAAACACCGUGAGUUUGAUUAUCACUUUCUAAGCCUUUGCUGCCCACAAAAUACGCGCUGAUCGGCUUCUACUUUUAGCUUGGUUCAAGGAAUGUUGUGAACAUUUACACAGCUGAUCAAUCACGUUGGGGCAAGUUCGAAUUACUUCUUCUGUCUACUAUCAGCUGCUUUAGUGAUGAUCUGUUCUGCCUGGUAAAUAAUGAUUUCACUGCCAUCAAGCGGCAGUCUCUUUACCACUGUUUCCACCGUGACUACAAUGGAGUUGUAUUUGAUCGGAUCACUGCUACUCAUCACCUUGACUGGGAUAGAAUCUGCUGUAAACUCACCGGGAAAGUUGCACUUAAUGAAGAGGGAUGCCAGCGACGAUUCGGCACCAUUCCCACAGAACAACGACCUCCCACCCCCAGGACAGACUAACCAUUUACCCCCAUUGACGGAUGGAAUGUCCCACACUCAAGCGCCUUCUGUUGACGUGACGCAAAAACAUACAACAGAUAACGGAAACGUUUCAUCGAUUAUGGGUAUAAGCACCCUAAGCCUUCUGUCAUGCAUGGUCAUCAGCCGUUUUCUGUCAGCUUUCAUCUCUACUUGAACAAUUCUUUCAUCAUUUAUCCACUAGUAUGUCUGUUGCUGCGUAAGGUUUUUUUUUUUAGUUGGCGUAAGAACAACUUGUUUGAUAUUGUACAAUGUAAACUUGCCUAAACAACUUCAUAAUGUAAUUAAUUUGUUAAAUAUAGUGUUUAGAAUUUCUUACGAUUUUCACCACUUUUAAUUUUGUGACCGAAAACUAUGAGCUAAGAUCAAUAAAGAAACAUUACAGAAUUGGUUUUGCUUGCAAAAAGGUUGCUGGCAGCAGGAUAAGCACUUUAUAUCAUCCACCAUAAUAUAAACUGACAAACCUGUAGAAGUUUGAGAUCGAUUUGCCAUCUGGAUCACGAGAGAAUAG